AUGGAUAUCGCCAGUCCUCGUACCCCAAACUCAAAGUCUACUUAUUUCAAAGGGCAGUUUGAUUCACCCCAGUUAAUCGGUGAUUUUCUUGAUGCCCUAUGUCCUCUGGCUCAGUCAACAGCGAUUAAACCGACUCAGUCUGGCGUCAAUGCCACUUAUACGGUUGUCCGUAAUUCCGGCGCUGUUCCAUCUCCCACAAUUUUCGAAUCGGCAUCAACUAGAAAUGCUUCUUUAAAUGUGCUUGACCUCGACUCAUUGCCUACCAACCUUUUAUCAAUGAGCUCAUCCGUUCCCAAAGCAUCUAGUUUUACUCCUCUAUCUCCUAACAAUCCGGAGGAGUAUAAGGAGGAGGGAGAGCCGGUUGAUAUUUGUUUAAACGCUGAUGAGUUGCGUCAUUUAGAGGAAGCUUUUAGUGACUUGUCGACUGGUGUAAGAAACACUGGUGCAAUUGCAACCACUACAGCUGACCGUGGAGGUAAUGGAUUAACGCCACAAUGCCGAGACGACGCAACUAACGUUUCCUCGAUGUCCUCAUUUUCUUCAGAUGAAUGUAAUGGUGAAACUAAGGUUCAAAACACCGAGGGCAAAGAAAUUGAGGGUCAAGCAGCGUGCGUUGAUGAGAAUCAGCCGCUAUUUGGUGAAAUAUCCGAAACACCUACAACCCCGCAAACUAUCGCUGCACCAGAGACCUAUUUUUAUGGUCGACCUCUCUCAACUAUCAUUGAGUGUCGAAGUCGUGAGUCAUUCACGUGUACAUCGGGUUACCAGGGGAAGUCUGAAAUCUUCGAUGGUGGCGAUUUUGGAGGAGUCGACGACACACCUAUCAAGUCUUCCUCGUUAGUUUGUGUUUCGAGGCUGCCUGUUAAUUCCAUCCAUCAUUCAAUGUCAGAGUCUGCGAAAUCAGCAGGCAUUUGUCAGUCACCCAUCGGCAGUCGAAAUCAGGACUUUCCGCUCUCUUCUCGUAAACCCCUAUCUAUUAUGCAAUUUAACGCCCCAUCAUCAGCCCAGAGGGAGACCGAACCCCAAAUUUCUUCUCUUUUCAAUAAUGAGAAUGAAGAGGCUUGCGUUUCUCUUCCUGCCCAACUACUGUCACCGCCUUCAAGUUCCGUCAAUUCAAGUCAAAAAACGGCUAUUGCUGACGCAGAAGUUUCCUGCAAAUAUGAGGACGAAAGCACUCGCGAUCAAGUCGGAUUUCUCUCGGAGUCUGCGACAAGGAGUGAUAAACAAAUCACCUCUGAGCCAUCUCAUGUGUACGGCGAGUCCUACCCUUCAUCGCGGGUCCAAUCCCCGUCCACUGAAAUCACUCCUAUGAAUCACCAGGCCACUAAGAGUAAAGAAACGGAUCCGCUACCAGAGCCACAAGUUCCCCCUAUUCCCGCUCCGAGGACUUUCAAAUGUCUGAGCAAUUCAGCUCUUGUGCCUCCACUCGACUUUUCUUCUCUUGCGCUUGCAAAUUCCUCUUCUUCUGGCCAACCAGCUGGUGGAUCAGCGGAACAACAUCACUAUUUUACUCCUACAACGAGAAAUAAUCAAGUAACUGAAACUUCGACCGAUGUGUCUGCUGUCACGGCACCAAAGAUGUUAGAAGGACUUGAAGAUUUAAGUCAGGUUGAAGCGAAGAUAUGUUGUGAAGUGGACUUGGGGACUUUGACGACUCCCAAUGCUUCUGCAAACUUGCCUGAUAAAUCUCGAGAGACAUACGAUGGUGCUUUGGGAAAACGCACUAUUGAGGAAUUGUCUUACAACCUCGAAGGUGAGAGGAGUCUUGCGUCUGCCUCGCACAAAGCCCAUGAACCAACCGAAACCUCAAAUACGAAAACUAGAUGCCCUCUCUUAGCUUCUUCCCGGUGUCUGUUUUGGCGUGCCGGAACUUACGGUCACGAAAGUAAACAGCAAUUCAUUCUGCGUCAGGAUUCAGACAAUUUUAUGAAAGUGAGACUACGAAUCACUUCAGGAGCGGACUGCUUUACUCUGCUAGACCAUCGGGGCCGUCCUGCGCCAAACGGCUCUCGCCUGAUUGAGCUUCCCCCUCGUUUAGCCUGCUCCGUGACCGUCGUCUACAAGCCCAACCCACCGUUCUUCUGGCAUGCCGGAGCCCUUUCCCUCCGCUUAGUACCCCCGGAAAGUGCCGUGAAGUCGAAUAAAUCUCACUAUUAUUGGCAACGCCUGAUUGGUUACGUAGCUGGAAGCAUCGUCCAAUGCGACAUUUGUCGACGUGUGGACGAAACGACAUUCUGGACAUCCGCCUUCUCUUCUCCCAACACUGUUGAUAGGCCACUUUAUUUGAAAAACGUAGAAACGAACGAUGCGUCCUACUAUGCUCACGUCUCAAUUAACAACAUUGGUCUUCGUAUGGCUUGGGUUUUUGCCGUUGCUAUGAGACCAAAUUCGGACCGAAGGAGUUCAUUAACUCCUCUUCCUGGUGUUAGCGUUAAACCAAGUCGAUUCGUUCUGCGGCCCAGUCAAUCGCAGGAUGUCAUCAUUUCAAUAUCUGGAGAGCCUAGUGAGGUGCAAGUGCUCUUCUAUAAUGGAGACGAAAUUUUGCGGCAUCAAUGCAGGAAACAGUUCGCAUCUGCGGGUCAACCGGUGGAAGCACCCUCGGAAACAUUGCCACGACCCCACCGUCGUCUUCGUUCUGCUUAUGUCUUGAGACCUUUUGACGGAGAAAUUGACGAUAUGACGGAUGAAUUGCCACCAAGUAUCCCAGCGAACCUGUACAACUGGCAGGCAGCCCUGCAUGAAGAGCAAAGCACAAGGACACCGCUGAGUCUCACCGUCUACCCACUUCUUGCUGAGGCCGCGAAAUCCAGUUUUGAGGCAUCGAGUAGCCUCGGUAUUUGUGAACAGAUGGAGAACGCGAAACGUGGAUCAGACGGGAACUGUGGUCUUACCUCUUCCUACGAGAGUGAUGCCCUUAGUGGAAACGGCGCCCUCUCAACGUCUUUUCGCGAUAACAGUAAUCUUGCGCCCAUUGACAAUUGGACUCCCAAUGCCGACAGGUGUAUGGCUAUAUCACCCCCCAGUAGCCCUCCGCGAAUCCACCUUCAGCCCGACUCGCAGCUUAUCUUCGCUCCGUCUGCUACGCUCCAAGUAAGACUAUUACCACCGGACAAUUCAAAUGUUGAGGGAAAAACCACAGCAGAAGUUCCUUCAGCCCGAAAACGACUCGCUUCUCUCUGGCGACUUUAUUGGCGCGCUAGUCCACUCAAUGGAACCGAUGACUCUCCUUUCGCGCACCUAAUUAGUCCCUGUGCUCUGCUUACCGCGGUGGGAAGAACACAUCACCUUCCCUUCAAGUUCCGACCUCCCCGAGAUGUGAAGGCUCAAACCCACUUCUCCCAGGAGUGGGUGCUCUCAUUCCGCCUCACCAGGGAAGUCAACGGACCUGUGGCAAGCCUUCCCAAGGAUCCUUCAACUUACGGACAGACACAGGAAUUUCAAAUUACUUUUAUGGGCGAUGCAAUCGAUACUUCAGAUUUUCAUCAACCCAUCAUUACCAAACUCCUCAAGACCAGAGGACAUCCGGCCAUAUUUACUGUUGACCAGAAACAGCGCGAGGUUGAUUUAAUUAACAUUUCCUGCGAUGAACGUCUGACAGUUCGACUGGGCCAAAUCAGUUGCUCCUAUUUUGAAAUUCUCAAACCACGUAAUCGGAAAUUCUUUAUCAAGUCUAGCGUGAAACUGCUCAUUCAAUGUCAACUUGAAGAAGAGCGCAGAGAAAACAAGGAAAUGUCAGGUUUCCUGCCGUUGUGGUGGUCCACCGGCGAAGGAGCUGAGAGGCACCAAGUGGACAUUUCUCUAAGAGCAAUUUUGUAG
Molecule: messenger RNA, 3816 nt
Organism: Mesocestoides corti
Lineage: Eukaryota; Metazoa; Platyhelminthes; Cestoda; Cyclophyllidea; Mesocestoididae
Source: the annotation of a GenBank genome assembly